UACAAAUCCACCAAUCAAAUUCCUCUUCCACUAUCCGUCGCCAAAACCAUGAACUUCCCUACAUACGUCGUCGUUCUCCUCCCCCUUCUUUUCCUCCACGCCCACGCCAUAAUCUUCAACAUCCAGAACAACUGCGCUUACACCGUCUGGGCAGCCGCGGUGCCCGGCGGAGGCCGCCGCCUCGACCGCGGCCAGACCUGGACCAUCGGCUUCUCCAACGGCCCUAAACUCGCCAAAAUCUGGGCCAGAACCAACUGCACGUUCGACGCAUCCGGACGGGGCAGCUGCUUGACCGGAGACUGCAACGGGCAGCUCCAGUGCGAGUCCAACGGGUCCCCGCCCCACACUCUCGCCGAAUACGGGCUCAACAGUUUCGGACACAAAGACUACUACUACCUCUCGGUUCUCGAAGGGUUCAACGUGCCGAUGGAGUUCAGGCCCACUACAAACGGGUGCACCCGACCCAUUAGGUGCGCGGCGGACAUCACGGGUCAGUGCCCCGACGAGCUGAAAGCGCCGGGAGGAUGCAAUAACCCGUGCACGGUUUACAACACGACGGAGUACUGUUGCGGGGCGGGUAGGUGCCGGCCGACGAACCUGUCGCGGUUUUUCAAGGCGAGGUGUCGCGACGCUUUCACGUAUCCGGAAGAUGACCCGACGAGCACUUUCAUUUGCCCGGAGGGCACUAGUUACCGGGUUACCUUCUGUCCUAAUUAGCUUGUGUAUGUAUCAUGCGACUACUUACUGUUAGUAGUAGCGAUUUCAGUUACGUAGAAAACUAAAUAAUAUAAAACUACAGAAAGGCACACAUUGUAUUUUUUUUUUUUUUUGCAUUUUCAUAUCUUUUUGUUGUUAAUCGGUCUUUUGAGUUAUCAACUAUCUUGUUGGGAAAAUUUUUUGGCUUCAA
Molecule: messenger RNA, 907 nt
Organism: Sesamum indicum (sesame)
Lineage: Eukaryota; Viridiplantae; Streptophyta; Magnoliopsida; Lamiales; Pedaliaceae
Product: protein P21
Source: RefSeq, a predicted model, not a curated record